This is a messenger RNA of Manduca sexta (tobacco hornworm), 435 nucleotides long. RefSeq names its product cuticle protein 7-like. Lineage: Eukaryota; Metazoa; Arthropoda; Insecta; Lepidoptera; Sphingidae. The transcript is spliced from 4 exons. The coding region runs from base 1 to 435 and encodes 144 amino acids. Gene Ontology annotation, cellular component: extracellular matrix. The record is from RefSeq and is a predicted model, not a curated record.
AUGUACAAGAUUUUAGUAUUCGCCGCCGCCGUCGCCCUCGCCAGCGCUCUUCCUCAACACCACGAGCACGGUCACGCCAUCUCAUCGCAGAGCAUCGUGCUGCACGCGUCGCAUGACCAGCACCACGCGCCUGCGCACCACCACCACAACGAACACCACCAGGAUCAACACCAACAUCACCACGUUGACUACUAUGCUCAUCCCAAGUACGCGUACGAAUACAAAGUAGAGGACCCUCACACUGGCGACAAGAAGUACCAGCACGAGACCCGCGACGGCGAUGUGGUGAAGGGCGUGUACAGCCUGCACGAGGCGGACGGUACCAUCAGGAUCGUCGAGUACACCGCUGACAAGCACAGCGGGUUCAACGCGGUGGUGAAGCGCCAGGGUCACGCGCAGCACAUCCAGCCCGCACACCACCAGCAACAUCACUAG